Molecule: messenger RNA, 1860 nt
Organism: Coregonus clupeaformis (lake whitefish)
Lineage: Eukaryota; Metazoa; Chordata; Actinopteri; Salmoniformes; Salmonidae
Product: vegetative cell wall protein gp1-like
Exons: 6
Coding region: 202-1551 (449 amino acids)
Source: RefSeq, a predicted model, not a curated record
UCCACCUGAUUCAGUCGCUGCAAGAGGGAGAUAGCUAUAUCAAUAUCAUGGAGAAAGAGCAUUUUUUCUAGUAUGGAGUUUGUGAGCCAUAUGGAUUGACCUGUAGAUGUCAGAUUGUCCUCUCACUCAGUGGGGUGACAGAGAGUGAAUAUUGGCUACAGUUUAGUAGAGAGAGAGGUCGGAGAGAUUAGGUCAGGGGACAUGUGGGUCAUUGAGAAUGGACGAGGGCCAGAGCCUUGCUGGGGGAACAGACUGGACAGAGAACAGCAGGACCAGAAUAACCAUCCUACCAGGCUCCUUGCCAGGACCAGACGUCCAGUCAACACCAUCACCUGGCAACAUGGCUCCUGCUCAGCACUCCACCAGGACAGGCCACCUUGUUAUCUGUCCUUUGUCAGUAAGGCCAUCUUGUGGGACCGAGGACUCUACCACUACACAGACCACACUGUCCGUGAUGGACGUCCUUCUCUGUGUCCUCGUUUCCUGGUUCACAUGAAGGCCUGUCCUGCAGACCUCAGACACCCACGUUUCCUAUCCAGUAUCCCCAGGCCACGGCCUCCUCGCCAGGAACAGACACAACAAAGACAAGCCCUUAGCGCACUAAAGACUCAUUCAUGUGCAGACUCCAGGAUCAGGAGCCUGCAGCACUGCAGCACCACCAGAGGGAGGCGCUUAGCUGUUGUUGUUCCCUGUGUUCCAGUGCCAGUCUCCCCCUCUCCCAGCAGAUCCUCCCCUGAGCUCCCAGUCUGCCCAAGUCCAACAUCCCCCACUGUCACUGACUCUGGGCAGCAGGGGACUGGACCCAACCCUGCUCCAGCCUCAGCCCUACCUCACGUCCAUACUCAGAAAGGGGAGAAGGAAACAGAGGAUGGCGUUAAAGAGAUGGGUGAAGGCCCUUCGGCUUCCUCAGGGGCCUUCUGCCCUCCAAGGCCAGACCAGGAGCCCAAUUCUGGUCCUGAGGACAUAGACCCCUCAGGGUCUCCAGUCCCUAGUGUCUGUGAGGGUUCUCUCUCAGACUUCAGCCGCCCGCCAUCCAGCCAGUUCAGCCGCAGCACAGACCUGGGUAGUGGCCAGAGCAGUGCUCUAUGUGCGAAUCUGAGUGACCUGGACUCAGAGGGUGGAUCUCCUCUCUCCCAGCUCUGCUCCUCUUCCAUGUCCCUGUCUGCUUUGGCCUCCUGCACCCCACAGGACCUCCCAACACACCAGCCCCCAAACCCAGCCCCUCACCACCUUCUCCACCAUCCAGUCCCUCACCAGGCCCAACACUGCCCACCUGACUGGACCACCACGGAGCCCCAGCCAGCCCAUGUCCUCCCUCCUUACCCAGACCCAGACCCAGUCCCUGGACCCCAACCCAGACCCUACUACCCUAGCUUUCCCCUCAGACACCUGGCAGUCCUGCCUCAGCCCACAGUGCAGGAUAACUCCCCGGCCAGGGUCAGGGUUAGGGUCAGGUUUGACUUCAUCUCCUGUGGGGGCGGAGAGACAGGACUGGACGUCACACCGCUGGUCCGUCCUUCCCCCAAUCUCUCCUGUCAGAGAUGGCAGUGACACAGUGUCAUCCCGGUCCCGCUGUUCUCAGAUCAGCUCUAGCCAGUCCCAUGUGUUUGAUGAACUGGAAGCCAUCGCCCCCCGGACAGGCUCCUGUCUGUCCCUAGACCACCCACUCAGCCCAGCAGACUGCAGCCCAACUGGUAUAGGUACAGUACAGAGCACCCACAUUAUGUCCAGCAGAUCAUAUAAAAUACCACUGAUGUCAUACCUGUCAAGGGUCUACACAAUGAUUACAUCAAAAAUGUGCGCUAUAUUUAGGGUAAAAAUACUGUACAUGUGCCACUCGAACUGUAGAAAAAUAAUAAA